CCAACCCAGGCUGCCUCAGAGUUUCCAUUUUCUUGUGCUGCUCAUCCGGUCCGAGACCUACAAAGGUCUCCACACUCCCGAGAUUCCCUCAUAGGCGGACACCGAGCGCAGACACAAGAAGGCUCUGACUACGGCCCUCCACUGCCGCGGGCGGCCCGCGACGCGACGCUUCCUCGCACUUCUCCCCCACCCUGGAACGUUGGUAGGGCCCAGCGGCUACGUCACUCAUUGUUUACAAAUCAACCAGAGCCGGUAGGAUUCCGGCUCCCGCGGCUGCGGCGCGCGGCGCAAGUGUCUACCGGUCUUUGGCUUUCGUGUCUGCCCGGGCCCCGGCCCUUGCCCCGGCCUUGGCCUCGGCCUCGGCCUCAGCGCCGCGCCCCGCUCCGCCGCGACCCACAGAGCCGCCAGCGACGCCAGGAGAGCUUCAGGUGCCCGGGUGGGGUGCCAUGCCUUGCCGGAGGGAAGAGGAAGAGGAAGCCGGCGAGGAAGCGGAGGGGGAGGAAGAGGGCAGCUUUCUCCUACUGGAGCAGUCGGUGACGCUGGGCGGCUCGGGCGAGGUGGACCGGCUGGUGGCCCAGAUCGGCGAGACGCUGCAGCUGGACGCGACGCAGGACAGUCCGGCCUCCCCGUGCGCGCCCCCCGGGCCGCCGGUGCAGCCCCCGCAGCCGCCGGCGGCGGUGCGGGCUGAUAAGGUGGGGCCUCCCGGGCUGCCGCUGCUUCUGCCGACCGCGCCGGCUGAGACCGUGGGCCCGGCGCCCCCGCGGGCCCUGCGCUGCGUCCUCGGGGACCGCGGCCGCGUGCGGGGCCGGUCUGCGCCCUACUUUGUGGCGGAGCUCGCCGCAGGCCCCAGUGCGCUCCCGGGGCCGUGCCGGCGAGGAUGGCUGCGGGGCGCUGUCGCCUCCCGCCGCCUGCAGCAGCGACGAUGGCCACCAGCCGGGGCGCGCGCCCACGAGGACGACCCGCACCGGCUCCUGCAGCAGCUCGUGCUCUCGGGAAACCUCAUCAAGGAGGCUGUGCGGAGGCUCCAGCGAGCUGUCGCCGCAGUUGCAGCCACAGGCCCUGCGGGCGCCCCCGGGACUGGGGUCGGCCGCAGGGGACCGGACCCCGUUGCUCUGCAGCCCUCUGACGCCUUGCACUGACCCGGGCCCCCUGGAGGAGGAAGAGGAGACCGCUUCGCAAACUCGUCAGCGUCCUGCUCUCACUAACCCUGAGCUGAAGCCGCCGUUCUGGGAGCAACCGACUGGGCGGCGGGAAGGUGUGUGGGGAGACCUCAAGCCGAGAAGUUACCGGCUCGGGCGAGGCUAUAGGAGAAAACUUGAACGUGGAGAGAUGCAUGGGUCAGGACGCGUCCGUGCCGCGUGAGAAUUUCCCUGGCCACCUGGAGGCCAAGGACCUGGGAUAAACUGGGAGAACUAUGGCAGCUACUUGUAUCGACUUGUACCUGACUUAACCCUUGGGGACGUCGUGUACUUGGGUUGUUUAAAGAUAGGGCUCCGAGGGGCAGGAAUCGCGAGGGCUUUAUAACAACACUUGAAAACUUAAUGACACGAAUACAUUUUAUUUUCCGGUGGAAGAGCUUAGUGAAAAUGGUGCUACAGUUGCUGUGCAAAGAAAUUCCGGAGGUAGUGGGUGGGUUGGCGUCGCCCACUUUCUUCCACCUAAUCAGCGGCUGAUAGAGGUGGGAGAUGUGAACCACAGUUAGGGGGUGGGAGGGAGGAGGAAAAUUUUGAAGGUGAGUAGAGUUGGAGUUAAAUUUGGACUUUCAAAUUACUUGACCUUGACACCUGUGGUUCAAGGUCAAGGUUUGCUGUACUGGAAGGCUGUGGGAGAGCUAACUCACCCCCGUGUCCGUCCUUUCUCUUGCUCUAAGAAGAGCCCAGUCUGUGCUUUCCUAUCUUUUGGGAGUCUCCCCAGGAGACACAGGCGGAGAGGGACAUGUGAGGAGAGUUAUUUGUUUUUUCUGUGCUUUCCUCUUUCCAGAACUCCUCCUCCCAUGAGGCCACUCUUGGCCAUGCCUUGAGCUUUCUCAGAAACACUCAUAAACAAUCUUGAGUCUCUCUCCUGUGGUCCCAGCCCGCCUUUCUUAUUCCACCCUUUCUGGUGUCUGCACCAGUGGAUGAGACCCUGGCAAUUUUUCUGCUCUGUUCUGGCCCUCUGUGGAUCCGUGGGCCUGAGCCUCCGUGGGUCCUCAGCCCUCACAAUUUCCUCGCCACUGACUCUUCUUUGUGAGUGACUGAAACUGUUUUUAAAAUGUGACUCUCCGAAAGGAGAAACCGCUGGCUUUACACUUAAGAAACUUGAGGGCGCUUUAAGUAAGGUGCCACCCCCAGACUUUAAGGUAGCUAACCCCAUUUUUAAAAAAAGAUUCAAUGGCUUGUUCAUUCUCCAGAUGUAGCUAUUGACGUACACUUCGCACCGGAGUGUCUGAAAUUGUGGUGGUCCUGAUUUAUAGGAUUUCUUAAUUAAAAUGUCUGCUGAAUAAAUUUGGUUUUUUUUUGGAA
Molecule: messenger RNA, 2501 nt
Organism: Rhinolophus ferrumequinum (greater horseshoe bat)
Lineage: Eukaryota; Metazoa; Chordata; Mammalia; Chiroptera; Rhinolophidae
Gene: FRAT2
Product: FRAT regulator of WNT signaling pathway 2
Exons: 1
Coding region: 447-1139 (230 amino acids)
Cellular component (GO): cytoplasm
Source: RefSeq, a predicted model, not a curated record